CUCAAAACUUUGGCUUGCAUGAGAUCAUUGAGAGAAGGGGGAGCUUUAGGUAGCGAGUGAUUCUUAGACACAGAAAGCAAGGGAUCCUUAAUUUGCCUGAGGCCCUCUGCUUCUUCUGUUUCUUAGUUUCCACAUAUAGAGAGGUUCUAGUUUGGUGUUAAUUUAUUGAGGAGGAAUUAGUUCAGAUGGCAGUGAUGAACAUGCAGCAUCCUUUGGCAUUUACAUUCGGCAUCCUCGGUAACAUUAUCUCAUUCAUGGUAUACCUGGCUCCAGUGCCAACAUUUAUCAGGAUUUUAAGGAAAAAAUCAACAGAAGAUUUCCAAUCAUUGCCUUAUCUCGUGGCAUUGUUUAGUUCUAUGCUUUGGCUCUACUAUGCAAUGCUCAAAAACGAUGCAAUUCUUCUUGUCACCAUCAACUCAUUUGGAUGUGUCAUAGAGAGUAUUUACAUUGCCAUUUAUAUCGCUUAUGCAACAAGAGAGAGCAGGGUCUCAACAAUCAAAUUGCUUGUUUCUAUGAACAUGGGGUUAUUCUCGUUGAUCCUUCUCCUUACACAUUUUCUAGCAAGUGGUUCAACUCGUGUCAAGGCUCUAGGUUGGCUUUGUGUUGCCUUCUCUGUAUGCGUUUUUGCAGCACCCUUAAGCAUUGUGAAACAAAUCAUUCGAACAAAAAGCGUUGAGUUCAUGCCGUUCACCUUGUCAUUUUUCCUUACUUUGAGCGCUGUCAUGUGGUUUGCUUAUGGCCUUUUCAUCAAGGACUUGUGUGUUGCUCUUCCGAACAUCUUGGGCUUCGUCUUGGGGCUACUUCAGAUGCUGCUGUAUGGAAUCUACAGAAAUGCAAAGAAAAAGAAGAUACCAGCUGAAAUCUUGAAGAGCAGUGUCAUACUAAGCACAUUAGGGGCUUCUGAAGUUUAUCCAGUUGAUGCUCAACCUGAUGUGAGUGCAGCGGAGCAUGACCAAACAGAGGAGUCUAAGGAGAAUGAGAAAAGCACGGAUGCUUCCCACGAUGACCUCCAAUCAAAUGAAUGUGCAGUUUGAGCCACCUGUAUUUAUUUAUUAUGGCCUCGUUACAAUCUUCCUCACUGAUGAUCAUGUCAUGCCAUUGAUCCCCUACCAGUUGCAUUAAUUUCAUGCCGUACACUCUGUAUGAGUGAGAUGUGUCUGCUUCCCUCUUGAUAUAAGGAUCAAAAGCAGUACAAAAUGCUUAUUUUGUUU
This is a messenger RNA of Populus euphratica (Euphrates poplar), 1211 nucleotides long. Its product is annotated as bidirectional sugar transporter SWEET15-like. Gene Ontology annotation, molecular function: sugar transmembrane transporter activity. The record is from RefSeq and is a predicted model, not a curated record. Gene Ontology annotation, cellular component: membrane. Gene Ontology annotation, biological process: carbohydrate transport. The transcript has 6 exons. Lineage: Eukaryota; Viridiplantae; Streptophyta; Magnoliopsida; Malpighiales; Salicaceae. Bases 186 to 1034 code for a protein of 282 amino acids.